ACGAAGCGAAAACAUUCCAUGUUUUUUGUUGUCUACAGCUUCUGAAAUACUAAAGCAGGUUGCCUGGUUUUUUUUUCCUGUUUUAGUAUUGUUCUUUAGGAACAUUGCCCAGCUGAUAUUCAACAUGUCCAGACAGAGUUAGGAUUCCAGUUUUGCUUUCAAAUCCGGAACAAGCACAGUAUUCCAUUGUUAACUGGCCUGACUGCAAAAAGGAUGGGUUGGGACUGCUGAAAUAAAAAUAAACAAAAUUUGUCCAGAUCUAUUUUCUGAUUUUGAAUGCCAGGCCCUGCCUGUUGUAAUCCUUUAAGGUGCCAAGUGCACAUAGAAUUCCAGUGCAGUUUAAAGGCGAGUUAAGAAUAAAUUGAAACUUAAUAUUACAUGCUUUUGUUAUAUUCAGCAUUCUCCUUUCUUAUAGGAGUUCGGAAUAGUGGAUAUUUAUUUAUCUACAGAAAAUUUGAAUGCUGCUUCCCGUCCAAUGUGAUGCUCAGUUGCCCUUAGGUUGGAUUAAGAGAUAGAGGCUGACCCACUCAAAAUGCCCUUCAAAGGAUUAUAUAAAACACUGCGGGUGCUGUGAUGUCUGAAACUGUGCUGAGGGACUGCUUUCUGAAGGUGUCAAAGACCCAGUUGGCUAUUGCAAGGGGCGAAACAAACUGAUGCAAGAGCCCUGGCAGUGGACUGAGAUGGAUUGGCUGUGACAACCUGCGGCUGGUGGAGGUGGGGGGGCGGGAGUGGGGAGAGUGAUGAUGAAGAGUUCCUGCCGAGCUGGCCUCCACCGGGAACUGCUGAGUUCUGCAUCCUCCUCCUUCUACCCAGUCAAACGAAUAGCUGGAAUGCACUUAAAGCCCUAUCUCAAGUUACAGAAGAAAGAGAGAUCUUUUGAAAUAAACCUGGACUCUCCACGAAGCCCACCCAUGAGCGAACAGAGAUUGGCAAAAGAUGAAAAACCUAGGAAUCCCAAGCCAAACCUUUUACCCAAUCCGCCUCUUUGGAAACCAUUGGGGAACCUCUCGACCAAUACACUCUGCAGUAGGAACAGCAACCAAAGCCAUGUGGAAGCACCCAGGGUCAAAGAGAAGAGAGCUACCCCGCCUGCCUCCAUCCAUCAGGGGGAAGAGGAAGAAGGACUGCUGGAUAUAUGGGCAGUUGUAAAGCCUGGGAACACAAAAGAGAAAAUAGCCUUUUUUGCAGCCCAGCUAUGUAGUGACACCCGAGUAUUUUCCAUGAAGAACAAAAGCACCUGGGAUAUAGAUGGACGAGCAACCAAACGCCGGAAAAAGUCACUAGAUAUCAAAAAGGCCAAGAUCCACUUGGAAAGGAUGAGAGAGGCCAAUGCGAGGUGCUACCAGCCCGAGCCAUUUGCCUGCGGCAUUGAACACUGCUCUGUACAUAAUGUGAAUGAUGGUGGUGAGGGGGGGUUCCCUGGUCGGCCAUUAUCAGUUGUCGAGAUGGUUGCUUUCCUGGAGCAAAGAGCAAGUGUUUUGCUGGCCAGUUGUACCAGAAACUGUCCCAGUGCCUCUGCUGUGCCCAGGUUUGCCGGGCAACCUAAAGUUGCCCCUUCUGCUCCUGGAUUCUUUUCUGACUUCAGGGCUUGCGAGGUUCCGUCUGAAAAGCCACCCUGUGGCAGUCACAGUGUGGAGCAGCAGGCUGAGCCAGUACGUGUCUUGGAGAUGGUUGCAAAGCUUGAAUCGGAGUGCCUGAGGCGCCAAAGUGAACGUGAAGUGGGGAGCUUGUCUAGAAAUAGUAGCUUCCGGCGGAAUGUAGGGCGAGUGCUCUUGGCAAGUGGAAUAUUACCAGAGAACGAGUCUGACAAGGUAUCAUCUCUGGUCCUCCACCAAGAAGAAUGUAAUGGUGAGAAGGUGGGGUGGGGAUCAAAGCACAAUGGUUCAGUGGAAGAUAGUUUAUGGGAAGGUCCAUCUUCUGGCCAGUCUUCCUUUGAUGAUUCUCUUGAAGGCAACCAUGAUCUUCAGCAUGUGCAAGGAACCAUAUCUGUCAACUGGUAUGAUUCUCAAAACGCCACUGAGUCACAUCCCUUGAAGUAUUCAGAAGCUGUUCAGAUAACUCCACAUUUCUUAUAUAACAAAUCUUCAACUGAAUGUACACCAAAAGAAUCCCUAGAUGUUCCUAGUUUGAAUGCAAAUGUGAGAGUGAGUGAAUCCCUAAAUAUUAGCAUAUCUGCCAGCAAGUUAGAUCAGAGUUGCAAAAUCCCCCAAUCUUCUGAUUUGAGCUUUGGUGAAGAUUCUCUUCCAGGAAGACUUUUCUUGCUUUUAUCCAAAUGUGAAAUCUCCCAAGAGUGCCUGCAGUCAGUAGAGGCUCCUACGGAGGAAUGUCCAGCAGGGACCCAAGGAAAGGAAGCUUCCUCUGCUGACCAAGUUUGUAUGAGAAGCCAUGUUUUAGGUGACUGCCCUGAUGUUUCCUCAGAGAAUGCACUGCAGAUCCUUGACUCAUCUCAUCUAAAGAGGCAAAGGUCUCAUGACUUUUUGGAAACCAGGUUUAAGAUCCAGCAACUAUUGGAGCCCCAGCAAUAUCUGGUCUUCCUGCCCCACCACAUUAUGGUGAAGAUAUUUGGCUUAUUACCCACCAAGAGUCUGGUGGCACUCAAAUGCACUUGUGGAUAUUUCAAAUUUAUCAUUGAGUACUACAAUGUCAGGCCAGCAGAUUCACGCUGGGUUCGUGAUCCACGCUACAGAGAAGACCCUUGCAAACAGUGCAAAAAGAAGUACACCAAGGGUGAUGUCUCGUUAUGUCGGUGGCAUCCCAAGCCCUAUUGCCAAGCUUUACCUUAUGGGCCCGGGUACUGGAUGUGUUGUCACAGAUCCCAAAAGAACGUCCCCGGAUGCAAGUUAGGCCUUCAUGACAAUCAUUGGGUCCCCGCCUGCCAUAACCUUAAUCGUGCGAUUCACAAGAAAUCCAGGGAAAUAGAUGAGGACUGCUAGCACAUUCUGCACGUCUUUUGGGAGCCUCAAAUCAUGGGUAGGAGGAGAAUUCCAUGCCUUGUGAUGUUUACACUGUGUAUAGUUUGUGGGUGAUUUUUCUUUCCCUCUUCCACAGGGCUACGAAACUGCACAUACUUUAAGUCACAAAGGCCUUUUUUACCUUUUAGAGAAAAGAUUGUGUUUAGCCCACCCGUGUACAUAAGUGCUCUAGAGUAGCUUCAUCUUGGGUGUCUGACAGCCAGUUGAACAACAUCAAAGUGCGGCAAUGCAGUGCCUCAAGUGUUUGCGGCUACAGUCCUGUGUUUUAAAAGUGUCUCGUUUUCAAAUCUGUAUAUCGUGUAUAAAAUAUACAUUUAUAUAUAUAAAUAUAUAUAAAUAUAUAUUAACGUGGUUUCUGAAAAGAAACUCUAAAUAUGUAAAAAAAAAAUCAGUCUUCAAAAAGGAUGGUUUAACUGGACAACCUUAAAACUAGACUAGAACACAUAUGCGGUAGGUUAUAUUUGAGGGUGGUAGCAGGAAAAAGAAGACUCUUGUCACAUAGCAGGAGAGCUCCAGUCUAUUGCAUCCACCUUACCUUGGGGUUUUUUUUUUUACUUAAUAAAAUGUGCGUUCUAAACCUGUCCUUUUAUCUUUUUUUUUCUUCCCAGUUCUUAAAAAAAGUACUUAAGUACCUAGUACUUAAAAGAAAUUAUUUGGGCAUUAAAUGUGUAUUUUGUAGCACAUUAUUGUUUUUCUUUUUUUAAAGGCAGCAGGUUCUAAUAUCAAAGAUAUGAAAAAUGAAUAUUACAGAUGUUAACUGUGCUUGAUGAAUUUUGCAAAUCCUAGAAAAUUUUAUCAGCCGUCACAAAUUAAACCUACACUAUUGUUUUUCAGACAUCAACAAAGUUUUCUUGAGAUUGCUAGUUUGCAUAAUAAACAUUGACCUUGAUCAAAUAACAUACUACUAACCUAUACUUAUGUGUAUUUACCUACAUAUUACAUAAUUUGUAUGGUGCCAGUUUCAAAAUAAACCUAGACUCUUCUCCAGAUAUAACUGGUUAGUAGGAGAGUCUGGGAUUUAAUCAGUAACAAUGGCAAA
This is a messenger RNA of Pseudonaja textilis, 4011 nucleotides long. NCBI's taxonomy places the organism in Eukaryota, Metazoa, Chordata, Lepidosauria, Squamata, Elapidae. The record is from RefSeq and is a predicted model, not a curated record.